This is a messenger RNA of Cucumis melo (muskmelon), 3645 nucleotides long. RefSeq names its product disease resistance protein RGA2-like. Gene Ontology annotation, molecular function: ADP binding. Gene Ontology annotation, biological process: defense response to other organism. Lineage: Eukaryota; Viridiplantae; Streptophyta; Magnoliopsida; Cucurbitales; Cucurbitaceae. The record is from RefSeq and is a predicted model, not a curated record.
UUCAAUUAUUGAGAGAGAGAGAAGAUUCAUAGACAGAGUAAAAUUGCUUUUGUAGGUGUGGAGUAGCCUUUAAAAGUUUUCAUAAAACUAUGGUUUAAGCAAAUUUGGUCUUAUCCUUUCCUUUGAUGCUUCUGUCACUUUAAAACCCUCUUAUACUUUCGAAUUUCCGCUUCAUCCUAUCAUUUGCAAUUGAGGCUUGGGAAUUUGAGGACCCAAAAAAUAUGGCUGAAUUUCUAUGGACUUUUGCUGUUCAGGAAGUUUUGAAGAAGAUUGUGAAAUAUGGAGCAGAGCAAAUUGUUGUGGCAUGGGAGUUGGAGGAUGAGGUGUCCCUGUUGAAAGACAAGUUGCACGAUGCUGAUGCAAUCUUAGAAGACAUCAACAGAAAGAAAUCACACCCUGGUAAUUCUGUGAAGAGAUGGGUGGAAAAACUUGAAGAUAUUGUCCAUGAAGCCGAUGAUCUACUGGAUGAGCUUGUUUAUGAACAUCUUCGACGAACUGUGGAGCAUACUGACAAAUUUAGGAAGGUACGUGAUUCAAUCUCACCAUCCAAAAAUUCUUUUUUGUUUCGUCGCAAGAUGGCCAAGAAAAUCAAGAACAUUACUGAUACUUUAUACAAACAUUAUUGUGCGGCAAGUGCUUUUGGGCUCGUUGGUGUGGAAUCUGUCACAGAAACAGAGCUUGCUCUCAGACAGAUACGAGAGACAACCUCAAUUCUUGACUUCCAAGUUGAAGGAAGGGAAGCUGAAGCUUUGGAGCUCAUUAAAUUGGCGAUCGACUCUGCCAAUGAACAUCAUCUGUCUGUGAUAUCCAUUGUUGGAAUGGGUGGGCUUGGGAAAACGACUUUGGCCAAGAUGAUCUUCAAUCACGACGCCAUUAAAAGACAUUUUGAUCAAACUAUAUGGGUCUGCGUGUCUAAACCAUUUACUGUUACGAAAAUUUUGGAACAAAUUUUUCAAGGUUUAACGAAUAAUUGUAGUGGGUUGGAAUCCAAUAAGGAGGCGUUGCUUGGGAGGCUUCGAAAGGAGAUGCAAGACAAGAAGUAUUUUCUUGUGCUUGAUGAUGUUUGGGAUGAUGAGAAACGCUUGUGGGACGAACUUUGUGGCUGUUUGAAACAUAUCGCUGGAAAACAUGGAAAUAGUAUAAUGGUGACAACAAGAGAUGUAAAAGUGGCAACCAUGGUGGAGCCAAUUUCCAUUCAUCAUCUAACAAAAUUAUCUGAUGAUCAAUGUUGGGCAUUGUUUAAAGAAAGUCAAAUGCAAAUCAGCUACAUGAAUUCAAAGUUGGAAAUUAUGAAAAAGGAGUUGGUUAGAAAGAUGGGUGGUGUACCACUCGUUGCAAAAGUUUUAGGAGGGGCAGUCAAAUUUGAAGAAGAUGAAUUUAAAGAAGGAGAUUAUGAGACCUGGAUGACAAAAGUUGAAAGCAUUGCAGGUAAUAUUUCAAUAGAGGACAAAAAUUUUGUUUUGUCCAUAUUAAAGUUAAGUGUGGAUUCUUUACCAGAUCCUGUGUUGAAACAAUGUUUUGCCUACUGCUCAAAUUUUCCCCAAGAUAAUGACUUUGAGACAGAUAUACUUAUUCACAUGUGGAUAGCACAAGGAUUUAUCCAACCCCAACAAGAAAGAGAGAACUUGCUAAUGGAGGAUAUUGCAGAACAAUACUUGGACUUCUUAUUGUCUCGCUCCUUAUUUCAAGAUGUCAUUAGGGAUAAGAAUAAGAGAAUUGUUGCGUUUAAGAUGCAUGAUCUAAUGCAUGAUAUUGCUUGUGCAAUUUCUAGUCCUCAAAAGAUGGAAUCACAUCCAAAUAAUUUGAGUGGAAAAAGUGCAAGAAAGUUGCGCACGUUGAUUUGCGAUGAUGAAGUGAUUAGUUAUUCGACUCAAGACGACAUUGCUUGUUUACAUGUUUUAAAAGUUAUUUGGGACUCGGUGAGGGAUUUGUGGAUUCCAACGGACAAGUUGAUUCAUUUGAGAUAUCUUGAUAUUUCAGGAGAAUCUAUAGACAAACGUCUUAUUGAAUUUCUUUCUCUUCUUUAUAAUCUACAAACGCUAAAGCUUCGAGAGUUUGGAAGUGGUGUUCUACCGAAGAAUUUGAGAAAAUUGGUUAAUUUAAGACAUUUUGAAUUUCGAAUAAUUUAUGACGAUGUUACAGAAAUGCCUUCAAAUAUGGGCAACUUGAUUCAUCUUCAAACAUUGUCUGAGUUUGUAGUUGGGUUCAAGAAGGGUUGUAAAAUAGAAGAGCUUGGACCACUGAAAAACCUAAAAGGUAAACUAACUCUUACAGAUCUCUGGAGAGUGCAAAAUAAAGAUGAAGCUAUGGCUGCAAAAUUGGUGGAAAAGAAGAACUUACGUCAUCUAGUCCUAAACUUUUACGGAAUGUUUCAUAGAACAGGAGAAGAUUAUGAAAAGAAUACGGAUCAAGUGUUGGAAGGACUUCAACCACACAAAAAUCUACAAUCAUUGAAAAUCUGUGGUUUUGAAGGGAAAUUUUGGCCUACUAGUAUUUUUGUUGAAAAUUUAAUAAAGAUACAUUUGAGUGAUUGUACAAGCUGUGAAGUGCUUCCCAUGCUUGGACAGUUGUGCAAUUUAAAGAAACUUAAGAUUUUUGACAUGAAUAGGGUGAGAAGUAUAGGGAAUGAGUUCUAUGGAGUUGACUCCAACCACCGAAAUUCUUUUGCUUUUCCACAGUUAAAGUAACUUCGUAUCUAUAAGAUGAUGAAUCUAGAGCAAUGGGAUGAUGCAACGGUGGUUCUUGCGUCAAAUCUCUUUGGAUGUCUAAAAGAAGUUACGAUUAUGAGUUGUUGUACAUUGGCAAAAUUGCCAAGUGGGUUAGAAGGUUGCCAUUCCCUUGAAUAUUUGAUCAUCGAUGAUUGUUUUAGUUUGAUGCUAAAUGUGCAAAACAUGCACAACUUAUAUCAUUUAGAAAUUUGUGGGUUGGAAAGAUUGCCAGAGGGAUUAGGUGAGCUCACUCGCUUGAAAAAGUUGAUAAUUGAAGGAUGGAUGCAAAAUUAUGAGUUUAGUUCCUUCAUACACUUGGCUUCUCAGCUUGUUGAACUUCAUUUGAAUGAUUAUGGAUCACCUGAUCAUAAUGCAACAACCCAACUUCCUCAACAACUUCAGCACCUCACUAACUUGCAAGUAUUAAGUAUUUCAGGUUUUAGUCACAUUGAAGCUCUGCCAGAAUGGUUUGGAAACCUUACCUCUUUGAAAAAAUUGACAUGCGUCUCUUGCGUUGAUUUGAAAGAAUUACCUUCGAGGGAGGCCAUAUUACGCCUAACCAAAUUAGAGAAUUUGAUAUUUAGAAGAUGUCCAAAACUACUAGUUGGUGAAGGUGACCAGGAGGGGGCUAAACUUUCUCAUCUUCCAACAAAUUGUGUUAGAAGGCUCGUUUACAUAAGACAACAUUGGUUAAUGGUUGCGGCUGACAUAAGGCAUUGCAAGAUCUAUGUAUUCGACUCUAUGCCGAACUACACCGAGCAAAAGACUUUAUAUAAAGAACUAAACGAUCAUGUAUAAAUAACUAAAAGAUCGUUUAUAAGUAUCUAAACGAUCGUAUGGAACAUAUUAAACGAUAAUGUUAAAGAACUAAACAAUUGUUUGUACUUUAUUACACUAUGUAUAUUGUAUAAAGAACUAUUUGAUAUUUUCGACUUUA